Thelazia callipaeda (thelaziosis nematode) is the source of this 906-nucleotide messenger RNA. The record is from the annotation of a GenBank genome assembly. Lineage: Eukaryota; Metazoa; Nematoda; Chromadorea; Rhabditida; Thelaziidae.
AUGGUUGUUCUUGUGGAGCAUUUAAGAACCCAUAUAAUAGCUGUAAUGAAAAUUGCGGUGAACCUUAGAUCAUCGGGUUCACUUUAUUGGGAAUGGGAUGUACUAGAAAAAAUAAUGAAAUCUGAUAAUAACGAAGAUCGUACGCGACAUUUGGUACGACGUAUAGAUUUCGGACAUACUAUCAACAUGGAUGGACAAAAGGUAAGCUAUAUCGUGAUGGAGUACUUACCUGGAAACCCUGUUGGCAUUAUUGGUACUUUAGAAUCAAAUGAACGUCUCUCAAAAGUUGCAGAGUUUGGUCUUCAAUUGCUCAAAGCUAUAUAUGAUUUACACUAUCUCGGCUACGUUCAUCGUGAUAUCAAACCUGAAAAUGUUGGAUUGUAUGGUAAGAACACGGUAGUACUAUAUGAUCUUGGAUUGGCAAGAUUUUACACCAACCAGGAGGGUAAAGUACGCGAACCUCGUUGUAUGUGUGGCAUGCGUGGUACCGAUGAAUGGGCAAGUUUAUCUGCAGAAUUAGGGAGAGAUCAAGGACGAAUCGAUGACCUUUGGGGUUGGUUCUAUGUACUGAUCGAGUGGGUUAAUUGUACUUCCAAAUAUCCAUUAUGCUGGGCACCUUUUGAAGACCAGCCAGAUUUACGACACUUAUGCAAAUCAUCAAUAUUCCCCGCAAAAUAUGUGCUUCGUAAUUGUCCACCAGAGUUCUUUAAAAUACAAUGUUAUUUACGAUGUCUGGGACGAGAUGAUUCACCUAAUUACUUUUACUUGGCUACAUUAUUAAAAGAUGUGAAAACACGUGCAGAGAGCAUAUAUGCAAUAGAACGAACCCAAGAUAUUGCAAAAGAGCAAUUAGAAUCAGAUUCGCGAGUGAAGCGCCUCUCACAACUUGAACUUGAAGAAUUCUAG